GUUACAAGGACUGUGAAAGACUCCACACCUCAACUGUAUUUCUCCCAUUUUUCUAGUGAGAGAAUAUUCUAGGAAGAGAAAACCCACCACCUCCACCACCACCGCAUCCGCCGCCGGCCGACAAUCUAUCUUCUUUCUUUCAACCUUCUUCUCUCAUCUCUAACACACAGACUUCUGGUAAACCCUAACUCACUCUGAACGCAAAUCUGUUCAGAUUUCAUUCUGUGUAUGCACAUUCACGGUUUUCGAUGUAGUUCGUCGUCGUUUCAUGUAGAUUUCGUAGUUUCAACUAUGCGGAAAAAGACGGAGUAGAUUUGGUUUGGCUUUGAGAUUUUCCUUUUUGCACAGAUAUCUAUGCAUAUCUAAUCCUCUCACUUUUACCUAUCUCUGGAUCGACAGCGUUUUCACGUCGUCGGACUUUUUCGUUUUUGUUUUUGUAUCGAACUCGAAUCGCUUUUGGAUAAUAAUUGUUUAAUGUAGUUAGUUGAAGCUUCGGUGAGUUGGAUUAUUUCGACGUAUUUUCGUUACUGCGAAGUGUGAGGUAAAAAUUGAUGAAUCUAUGAAGAAAUUAAACUGGUUUAAGCAAAUUUCGAACAAUGGGAAGCUGGAGAGGAGGCUUUCUCUCGGUGAGUAUAAGAGAGCAGUGUCGUGGUCGAAGUAUUUGGUAUCAUCUGGAGGUGAGAUUAAAGCAAAAGGGGAAGAAGAGGAAGAAGAAGAAGAGGAAGGAUUAGAAUGGAGUGCUGAUAUGUCACAACUCUUCAUCGGUAAUAAAUUCGCUACAGGGAGGCACAGUAGGGUUUACAGAGGGGUUUAUAAACAGAAAGAUGUCGCUAUUAAGCUUGUUAGUCAGCCUGAAGAAGAUGGCGAUUUGGCCUCUAUGUUGGAAAGACAGUUCACUUCUGAGGUCGUCUUGCUUUUUCGUCUUCAACAUCCCAACAUCAUCACUUUGAUUGCAGCUUGUAAGAAGCCUCCUGUAUUUUGCAUAAUCACGGAGUACUUAUCAGGUGGUUCACUAAGGGCAUAUCUCCAUCAACAAGAACCAUAUUCAGUGCCUCCAAAUCUAGUUCUAAAGUUAGCCCUUGAUAUUGCAUGUGGUAUGCAAUACCUUCAUUCUCAAGGCAUACUCCAUAGGGAUCUCAAAUCUGAAAAUCUAUUGCUCGAUGAAGAUAUGUCUGUAAAAGUAGCAGAUUUUGGCAUCUCUUGUUUAGAAUCCCAAUGUGGGAGUGCAAAAGGGUUCACUGGGACAUACCGUUGGAUGGCUCCGGAAAUGAUUAAAGAAAAAAAACACACAAAGAAAAUCGAUGUUUACAGUUUUGCAAUUGUUCUGUGGGAGCUUAUAACCGCAUUGACACCCUUCGAUGACAUGACUCCUGAACAGGCUGCAUUUGCUGUCUGUCAGAAGAAUGCACGACCUCCGUUGCCCGAGUCAUGUCCAAGCGCGUUUGGUGAAUUGAUUAAGCGGUGUUGGUCAGGCAACCCAAAGAAAAGGCCGGGAUUUAAUGAAAUAGUGAGGAUUCUUGAAAGAUACGCUUCGUGUGUGGAAAAAGAUCCUGAUUUCUUGACAUCAUAUGAACCUGGUGAUGGUAGUUUACUCGGGUGUUUGGGUCCCCGUAAAAGUAAAACUACUACUGUAUAAGUAUUACGGGAAUUAAUCAUGGAUUAUGCCAAAGUGUAUGAUCUGGUUGUGUUCCCUGUUGUUCAAUGAUUAUGAUUAUGAUUAUAAAUACAAUACUUGGAUCUUGGGAUUGUUAUUGGUAUUGGCUUCCCCCCUAUUGUAAUUUGUGUGGGGAUUUAGAUAGAAUAUACAUUCUGUUUAUAUAAGACCAAUUUAUGACAUGUUUAUGUUUAUGUU
This is a messenger RNA of Lactuca sativa (garden lettuce), 1852 nucleotides long. Its product is annotated as serine/threonine/tyrosine-protein kinase HT1. The record is from RefSeq and is a predicted model, not a curated record. Lineage: Eukaryota; Viridiplantae; Streptophyta; Magnoliopsida; Asterales; Asteraceae. Gene Ontology annotation, molecular function: protein serine/threonine kinase activity; ATP binding. Gene Ontology annotation, biological process: protein phosphorylation.